GUUACACGCGCAAUCAGCCUCGGAGGAGGCGGGGAUGGAGGCGGGGAGCGGCGGUAGUUUUAGCCGAUGGCAGUGGCUGAUGCCCGGCGGCGGAUGCCAGCGGCAGCCGGGCGAUGGCGAGGAGCCGGGCGGCUUACGAGUACACGGAGGCGGAGGACAAGAGCAUGCGGCUGGGUUUCCUCCUCAUCGCCGCCGGCUUGCUUUCCCUCUUGGGUUUGGGUUGUUGCUGGCUUCGCCCGGCGCUGCAGGAGCGGGGCGGCGGCGGCUCCGCCAACUGCACGGUGCUGGCGGUGCGGCAGCUGGGGGAGCGCUUCGCCUGCACCUUCUCCUGCGGGGCCGCCUGCCGCGGCACCGCCCGCUACCCCUGCCUCCAGGUGCUGGUCCGCACCUCCCGCUCCUCCGCACCCGCCCUGCUCCAUGAGGACGAGCGGCAGCUGCGCACCAACCCCAAGUGCUCAUACAUCCCUCCCUGUGCAAGAGAUGAUCAGGAGAACUCUGAGAACGUCACGUACAAGCAGAAGUACUGGAAAGAGAAAGUGGGUUCUCAACCAUUUACGUGCUAUUUUAACCAGCACUUGAGGCCAGAUGAUGUGAUGCUGAAGCGCACCCAUGAUGAGACUGUUCUCUUGCACUGCUUCCUCUGGCCCGUGGUGACUUUCCUGGUUGGAGUCCUCAUCGUGGUCCUGACCAUCUGUGCCAAGAGCUUGGCUAUCAGGGCAGAGGCAAUAAAAAAGAAGAAGCAUUUGUGAGUGGCAAGGCUGCUUGUGGAAAAGAAAAACCUGCAAGAAGAUCUCAGGCAGGUCAACCUGACACACCUGCAGGUCUGUGGGGCACCCAGCUGCAUCUCCUUCCAGGGUCUUAUCUGUGGUGGAGUAGCUCUUGUCUCAGGACUGUUCUUGGGGUGACUGCCCCAUGAAAUGCCUGCUAAUUGCUUCUUCUGCUAUGGCACUAAAUAAGUAUAUUCUACCAAAAAAAAAAAAAAAAAUCUA
Molecule: messenger RNA, 989 nt
Organism: Lonchura striata (white-rumped munia)
Lineage: Eukaryota; Metazoa; Chordata; Aves; Passeriformes; Estrildidae
Gene: KCNMB4
Product: potassium calcium-activated channel subfamily M regulatory beta subunit 4
Biological process (GO): potassium ion transport; detection of calcium ion
Cellular component (GO): membrane; voltage-gated potassium channel complex
Molecular function (GO): calcium-activated potassium channel activity; potassium channel regulator activity
Source: RefSeq, a predicted model, not a curated record